This is a messenger RNA of Rosa rugosa (rugosa rose), 2236 nucleotides long. RefSeq names its product mRNA export factor GLE1. Bases 269 to 2122 code for a protein of 617 amino acids. Gene Ontology annotation, molecular function: translation initiation factor binding; inositol hexakisphosphate binding; phospholipid binding. The record is from RefSeq and is a predicted model, not a curated record. NCBI's taxonomy places the organism in Eukaryota, Viridiplantae, Streptophyta, Magnoliopsida, Rosales, Rosaceae. The transcript has 15 exons. Gene Ontology annotation, biological process: poly(A)+ mRNA export from nucleus; regulation of translational initiation; regulation of translational termination. Gene Ontology annotation, cellular component: nuclear pore cytoplasmic filaments; cytoplasm; nuclear pore.
GGCAACGGUCGCAAACCCAACGCCACUGGGUGGUCAUAUAAUGAGAGGGUCUGAAAGACCAAUACGAACGCGCGAACUCAGUGUCGAUUCCCAACUUAAACUCCAAACAACAAUUCGCGGGCUUUACCUUGUCAAUCGAAUUCCUCCAAUUCCAAUUGCUCUUCAAGUCUCAGAAUUCAAACUCAAAGUUCGGCGAUUUACCUUUCUAUGCUACUGAUUUAGGGUUUUUAUUCCACCCUACUUGAGCCACUGAUCGGUGUAUUAGACAAUGACAAUGGGAGGUGUUAAGUUGGAACUUCGUUGUCCCAAAAAAGUAUACAGUGUUGCACUUGACCCUAACCCUGAUUGGACCUUUGAGGAUCUAGUUUCCGAGCUAAAUGCCCUUGAAAUCAAGAUCAACAGCGGUUCUAAGGUUCCACUCCCAUUUGCUAAAGAUAAAUCAAGGGAUAUAUCCAAUUGGAAGAGUAAUGGGAGAAACUCUAGUAGCCCGUUUGUUAUGCGUGUGUUUGAGGAUGACAUGGACAACAUUGACGCCGAAGAUGAGGAGGUUCAUGAUCAGAAGUCCAUGGUUGCUAAACGGUUUAAUUUUGAUGAACUCUAUCUCAGUGACAGUGAUGAUUCUGGUGACGAAUCAUCUUUUGGCGCCGAACCUUACCUAAUGGAGAAGGUUGAUCUAGUGGAAAGUGGUUUGCUCGAGCUAUCCCGUGAACAUCAGUUCAAAGUUAAGGAGGAAAUUAGGAACCAAAUAUCAGCAUUAGAGACAGAACUGAAGAGUGAAACUGACAAGUCUAUUUCUGCACUUGUUCGAGUUGAGAAAUAUAGAAAAGAAAGAUCUGAAAUGGAUAGAAAACUAGACACUCAAUAUCAACGCAAGAUAGCGGAAGCACUUGAUAAUCACUUAACUGUUGUCCAGCGAGACCUUGAAGUCAGAUCUCAAAUAGAAGAAAGAAAAAUAAGAAUUGAUGCAGCUUAUGAAGAUGCUAAACGAAAGGAAGCUGAAGAAAAGCUUCGACAAGAACGAGCUAAAGCGGAAGCUGAGGCAAAAAGAGUUGAGGAAGCAAAGAGAGCUGAGGAAGCAAAAAGAGCUGCUUUGGAAGCUCAGAGAAGAGCAGCUAAUGAAGCUGCAGCAAAAAAAGCUUCUGAAGCCUCAAAGAGGCCUGAUACUGAUGCCAAUUUGGGAACUUCUAAUGCUCAAUCCGGUGGACCUCAAGUAAAUAAGCCAGCAGCAGGAGCUAACAAAAUCAGGGCAGCUGAAAGUGCUUUAAAUUUAGAGCAGAGGAGACUACAAAAGUUAAAACAGUUGGAUGAAGAAGUCCAGGCACUAAGAUCAAGUUCCAAUGAGAAUUUUGGGAAGUACGAGAGGCAAAUUGCUAAGUUGAUCCAACAAAUUACAGGAACAACAGAAAAUGUCAGACAAAAAGAAUAUGAUCUACUCAAGAUCUUUUGCGAUGCACGUUGCCCACAAUCUAUCAAAACUGCAGCAUUGGCAAAGAAGGUCGUCUCCAACUGUAAACGCCCGGGGAAUCCUGCAUUUGCACAAGCAUUCGUCAUUGUUCGCAUUACUUCAAAGGUUCCACAUGCAAUGGACCUUAUCCUUGCUGAGUUACACAAAGCUUGCAUCUAUACAGUUCCAAAGCACUACUCACGGUCAGCAUUUGGAUCAAAUGAUACCUAUUAUAAAGCUCUUGGAUUCCAAGAAGAUGACGAAGGAAAGAUUGAGAGCGUUGACAGUUAUUUGACACGAUUAGAAUCUUAUAUGAAGCUAUAUGGGGCACUUGUUCAGCAGACGGAGAUGGAUAAUGUACAUGGCCUGAAAGAAGGUUGGGCAUGGCUUGCAAGGUUUGUGAAUGCUCUUCCUGCGAACAGAUAUACUGCCGUUGCACUUGCAGCAUUCCUACGUAUGGCGGGUUAUUCUCUCUUCAGAAAGUAUAGAAAUCAAUUCGUGAAGUUGUUGAACAUGGUUGCAGACAACUUCUUGAAUGCACUAAAAGAACAAGGAGAUUCACAGCUAAGCCCAGUUAUUGUAGAAAUUGACUCCUACAUAAAGGACAGGGAAUUCCUUCGUGAGCCUGAGGGAAGGCAAUUGAAGAGCAAUUUGCAAUCAGAUCUUUCUGUGCCGUAAACUAGAUUACCAACAGUAUUGCUUUCAGAGAAUGUGUCAGUUUUGUUUUCGGUCAUGUUCUGUAUUUGUAUAAUUUGGUAUUUAUCCCCGGUGAAUGGAAUACGUGAAUUUCAA